Xenopus laevis (African clawed frog) is the source of this 1488-nucleotide messenger RNA. RefSeq names its product histone H2A type 1-like. The transcript has a single exon. Lineage: Eukaryota; Metazoa; Chordata; Amphibia; Anura; Pipidae. The record is from RefSeq and is a predicted model, not a curated record. Bases 362 to 754 code for a protein of 130 amino acids.
UACCCCUCCCAUGCAAAUAAGGCAGUCCGCUAUCUUAUAAUAUUACUGGCUGGUUCUGUCACAUGGUAUAAAAUCCUACUGCCUAUAGAUUCUGUCAGUCAAGGAUUGGUGUUUCUGAAUGCGUCCGUGUGAUUGGCUACAAGCAAAUUCACCCUAUUACAAAUGAAGAAAUGGAUUUGGGGCAACGUGCUGAAUGAUUGGUGAUUCGUAAGACUACGCUGUGAUUGGCUUGCAUUAGAAUUUACCCAAUUAUAGAAGAGAGGUGUGUCCUGUGCUGCCUACAAAUAACAGUACGUGUGAAUACGGAAGUCACUUUCUGCAAAACUUUUCUCCUAUUUGCCGUUGAAUUAUAUUAGAGGCCAUGUCUGGAAGAGGCAAACAGGGCGGCAAAACUCGCGCUAAGGCGAAGACUCGCUCAUCUCGGGCCGGGCUGCAGUUCCCAGUCGGCCGUGUUCACAGGCUCUUGAGGAAGGGCAAUUAUGCCGAGCGGGUGGGAGCCGGAGCUCCGGUCUAUCUGGCCGCAGUGCUCGAAUACCUGACCGCUGAGAUCCUGGAGUUGGCCGGCAACGCUGCCCGGGAUAACAAGAAGACCCGCAUCAUCCCCAGGCACCUGCAGCUCGCUGUGCGCAACGAUGAGGAACUCAACAAACUGCUCGGAGGAGUCACUAUCGCUCAGGGCGGGGUCCUGCCCAACAUCCAGUCCGUGCUGCUGCCCAAGAAAACCGAGAGCUCCAAGGCGGCCAAGAGCAAAUGAAGUGCCCGCUCCCAGUGCCCCCAUCAGGGAACAACACAAAGGCUCUUUUCAGAGCCGCCCCCACACCGGCUAAAGAGAACUGUGCUACACGCCCCUUAUUUCUGCUCCCAGGGAUAUCAAGCCCGACUUGUGCCCGCCGUGGUUCCAAUACGGCUCAUAGAUCCGCCCCUGUGUGGCUGCAGGGUCACCAAGCCGGUGUCAUUCACUUGAAAAACGAACCCCCGCAGUUCGUUAUUUUUAUUCCGUUAUUUUGGCGGACCAACGGAAAACUGUUACCCUAGAUUAAAUCAGCCAAUGACUGACAAGUAUUUCCAGGACUGAAACUGAUUGGACUAGUUCAAGUGACGUAUGUCCAUAGUGAACCAAUGACAAAGGAGAACAGGCUGAAAUUAGGGCAGGCAGUUAUAACGGCGUAAAAUGGCCUUUGGUCCGCAGUAAAAUAACUAGAGAAAGUGAGCCGGGCAUCAAGGAGGCGCCACUUAAUGUGCUAUUGAUGGGCAAUAUUUCGUAUUACAUGGCGGGAGGGCAGCAGAAUGGGCCAGACACAGAAAACAGAAUUUUUCGUUGGCUGUUGUAACUGUGCGGUGACCUCCAAAAAGCGCCGCCACCGACUCCUUUUAAAUUUAGCGCAGGAAAAGGCUUGUGUCACGGGACUGAGCCGCUGCUGAUAUUGUGCGUAGGGAGAGGCCCCUUUAGAGGAGACAUUUUGUGUAUGAAAUAAAAACGUAGCGGUG